AUGGGUCUUGCCAUGGGUGCACAAGUAAACAAUGAACUUACAAGUGAUACCACACACCUAGUAUGUGCAUCAGUGAAAUCAUCGAAAUACGAGGCAGCAACACGCUAUCCGAUGUCUGGACAGAUUGUAGUGGUAGAUGUAACUUAUAUAAGGAGCUGUUAUGAAGCAACCGCGAGACUAAAGGAAAUAAACUUUCGCAUUCCGCCGUUGCUUGGGCUCCGGGUUGCACUGAGUGGAUUUGAUAGAGUCGUACGCGAGGACGCCGAAUAUCUCCAGCAGGGGGAUAUACAGACAUGUGACAAGGAUACGCUUUGCGUCAAUGAAUUGGGCCCUCCAGGGAGCACAAGCUUUGAUAACAUUAUAGCCUUUAUGAGGCAAAACGAACUUAGACACAAGCGAAAUGUUAUGGCCCUGUUGAGCCGAGGACAGGGUACAUGUGUCCCUAUCCUAAACACGAACGGGACCUCAACAAUGCCGCUCACGCCUUGCAGGGGACCUCCGAGGCGCCGUUCACGCCUUCGGGCGCAACCCGUCCGAAACCACGCGUCAGACUCCCUCGCGGACCCAAACACCUUACGAUUUUCCGAUUCAAAGUUCCGCAACCCCCAGGCCUUGGCUCCAACCUCCAACCUGCCUCUAACCUUGCACUUCAACAAGUUGCGGAACAAACGCGCUAUGCAAGACCGGCCGGACACGGUUCCGAUUCCGUCCCCGCGGACAGCCAAGGAAAAUGUACGGGAACUGAGGGCGUUGCGGCGACGCGUAGAGGAGCUUCAGUCUAAGCUUCGCGGAUCGCGAAUUACUAAGACCUCACCCACGUUGACGAACGGGGAUGCCUAUGGUACACUCGCACAAACAACUUCGUUGCCCGAGAUCCAACCUCAAAGGCACCAAAGCCUUGAGUCACAGUCUACAGUAUUGAUGGCGUCAAGAGAUCGUGCCCAAAUUGAGUCUACAGAAUCAAAAUACAACAUGAGCAACCUGCCAUCAAUGCGCGUUUCCCAGCGCUCGUCUCUGAGAGUUACCGAAAUAGUUUUUCUACUCCGCAGGGUGACAAUUUCACCAGGUGCACCGACAGGCCUUUUGCGACGAACCAAAUCACGAAAAGGACGGAGAAAGUCACGGAUGCGACCGGCUGCAUCAUUCAGUACGCCCAUGGGAGAGAUAGAGAACACUUUUAUUCAGCGCUUGGGGAUCUCAGUAGCUGAGGUGAUGCAGCGCCUCGUCACAGACGAAGUGUUGCACGCAGUCGAUGCACGACAUAUUCAUCGUCUCCUCGCAAGUAACGACACAACCGCACGAGAUGUAGUGAUGCAACUCGAGCAAGCUGGCGGAUCAUCAAGUCGAAAGGCAGUGACAGAGUUCCGAAGAAAAGUCAUAGAACUCUUCAGGGAGCAGUUGCCGCAGCACAUUCGGCCUGUGGUCUGCGGAAGCCCAGUCAGCGAUGGCGGUAGUCUCCGGAGUUCCUGGGAUGAGACUCCUCAUGGUGAGGCUUAUGACUCGUCGCCAUCCCUCAAGAAGAUCAAGUUACCAGUAAUCUUAGACGCACCACCGCAAAAUCGUCUCUCAUCAAUAUCAUACAAACAGCGCGACAGCAUCACCGACGCAGACCUAUCUGACCACAUCCAUACAGAGCACUCCGAGUACCAACUCGCAGGUAUGCAUAUUGGCGACCGGUGGAAGUCCGGUACAUAUGCCAGAGUCUCAGAGGCCCCAAAUGCCGGCGUGCCUGUCAUUGAAAACGUAUGCCAUCACCUAGCGCAGCGAGUUGCAGAAAUAUUUUCGACGGAAUCAUUGCGGCCUAAAGUAAUUCUCGUGGGAAGAGGCAAGUAUAACCCAAUUCAUAAGAUGCACUUGCGACAUUUCGUCAUCGCGCGUCAAUAUCUUGAAGAGAGGACCCGUUUCAGUGUGCUCGGUGGACUUCUUAUCCCCAAGCAUGCAACCGAAGUCCGACAGCGGUGUAGGACUAGGCCACGGGAAAUUAUUCCACCAAGACACCGACUCGCCAUGGCCCGUGCCGCCGUUGGUGGCUCUCCGUGGCUGACUGUAGAUAGCUGGGAGAUCACACGACGACGCAUCCUGGACUACCUCAGCACUCUCGACCACGUGCGCCAACUAUUUGAGCAGCGCUUCCCAGAGCUCACCUCGCCUGUCCGUUUCGUUCUCCUGGUCGCACCGGACCAACUGCUACGUCUCAACCUUGAGGAGCUCCGAGACGCAGGCCACGAGUGCAUUACAGUGCCCAGGGCCAUCAAAGACUACAUAAAACGGCAUCACAUUGCGGAGAAAAUGUCAGGGAGGGAGAUAUGGACAAAGUGGGACAAAGAGUUCGCAGAUGGUGAGGGCGAAAAGGAUCGCGGCUACCGUCGCAACCCAAAAAAGAUAGUCAAAGAGAGCACAACCUAUAUCAAAACCUAG
Molecule: messenger RNA, 2418 nt
Organism: Aureococcus anophagefferens
Lineage: Eukaryota; Pelagophyceae; Pelagomonadales; Pelagomonadaceae
Exons: 8
Coding region: 1-2418 (805 amino acids)
Biological process (GO): NAD+ biosynthetic process
Molecular function (GO): nicotinate-nucleotide adenylyltransferase activity; nicotinamide-nucleotide adenylyltransferase activity
Source: RefSeq, a predicted model, not a curated record